Cinara cedri is the source of this 7859-nucleotide messenger RNA. Lineage: Eukaryota; Metazoa; Arthropoda; Insecta; Hemiptera; Aphididae. The record is from the annotation of a GenBank genome assembly.
GUUUUUACUAUAGUUAUAGAUAUAGUACUAUCAAUCUAGAACUUUUUGUUAUUGACGAACAACUAUUAUUUGAAUACAAUUCUUAGAAUUUCGUUUCAAUUAUUUUUACUUAUUAUAGUUACAUCAAAAAACAACAUUUUUAUAUUAUGGCGUUGGUUCAUGCAGAACUAACGGCCACGUGCAACUCACUGGGAUGUGUAAUAGAUAAUAAAUAUGUUAUUGAUCCACAAUGCUCAGGUAUUUACUACGAUUGUCAGACUAAAUAAUUUUGUGUACGAUCUGUACGAAACAUUGUGUUUUAUAGAGGCCAUUCGUGAUCUGAUUAAAUUUCUUCGACGCGACGGUGAUGACCACGAAAUUCGUCGUUUCCUAGGAGCGGCAAAUAUCGUCGAGACUGACUUAUUACCCAUACUAAUAGAAUACGCAAACAAAUCUGAAAUGUUUGACCUGAUUAUACGUCUGCUGGUCAAUCUUACUACGCCCGCGUUAUUAAUUUACAAUGAACAGUUACCGGCAGAUAAAGUUCCAAGACAAUAUUACUUACAAUUAGAGUUGCACUUACAAAAAUACAAACGAGCCUUUACGAAUAUCAAAGUCUGGAAAAUCAUAGCAAAUAAACUGGCUGAAGUUAUACAAGCGGUAAAUACUUUAUUAAGAUUAUUUGCUAUAUAUAUGUUUUAUUACUUAUAAUUUUUGGCAAUAGGAGUAUCAUGAAAAGGGAGAAGAAAAAGUAUUGUCCACUGUGAGACUUCUUAUACUUGUUCGCAAUAUACUUCAUGUACCCGCAGAUAACGAUGCCGAGUGUAGACCAGACAAUGAUGCCAAUUUACAUGAUCAAGUAAAUUAAUUCAAACAAUUAUUUUAAAUAUUAUAAUAACCAAUUUUUAGGUUAUAUGGGCAAUGCAUCAAAGUCAACUCAUUGAUAUAAUUAUGUAUAUAGCGUGUUCGGAGAAUGAACAGCAAUACUAUUUGCACGCUUUAGAAGUAAGUAAUCAAACCAAUUAUUUCGCCACCUAUUUAUUAAUUAUUUAUCUCUAGAUUAUUUCACUUAUGCUUCGAGAUCAAAAUGCUACAGAACUUGCAACUGCAUCAGUCAACCGCUCUGAAACUGAUAAACAAAGAGAUGAACAAGAACUUAAAAUAGUGUUGGAAAAAGAACGACAAGAAAAAAUUGAAAAGUCCAAAAAGUACAGUGGAUCACGCCAUUCAAAAUUUGGUGGUCGUUAUGUUGUUUCCGGAAUGAAAUCAAUUGGUGAAAACGAUAUGGUCGUUUCAUCAAUGACUUCUAAUGUUAAUAAAGCUUUUGAUCGCUAUAAGGUUUAUCAUGACUAUAUUGAUUAUAAUAUAUUGUUUAUUCAAUUGUUAUAUAUAUGUAUAAUAUUUGUAUUGUUUUUAGAAUCGUCUUAAAACCCCACGUAACAGAAUGCCUCUAAAAGAUACAAUUACUGACCGAAAAUCUGCAUUUAGUGUAAGACUCUUCUUAAAAGAAUUUUGCAUUGAAUUUUUACAUGGAGCAUAUAAUACCUUUAUGAAACAUAUCCGAGUAAGUAUUUAUAUUUUUAUUCAAUUUUUUUCUUUACAAUUUCGAUUAAAUAAUUUUUUUUUAAAUAAUGUCUUUAUUAGGAAAUUUUAGUACGAUCUAAAGGCCAACCUAAUGAUGAGUCAUAUUACUUUUGGUCUAUACAAUUUUUUAUGGAAUUCAAUCGCAAUAAUAUAUUUGAAAUUAAAUUAGUUAGGUAAUAUUUUGUAUUACCAUUAUUUAUUGAGUUAUCUAGUUAUUUGACAAUACUUUAAUUUGUUCUUAGUGAAACUAUGUCGUUGCAUAUAUUUCAUUUUGUUCAAGAGCGCAUUGAAGAGAUCCGUCUAAAAUUGAUUACUGAUAAGAAAAAAAUUCCACUGUGGUCUAAACGCAUGCAUUUAGGACUUAAAGCGUAUAAAGUAUACAUACUCUUUUAUUAUAUACUAUAGACUAUUAUAACUAUUAUAAUAAUAUUUUUUAUUAAGGAAUUAAUGGAAACACUCUUAUUAAUGUACCAAAGUAAAGAGUCUACGCUGCAAUCCAGUGCUCGAACCAUUUUGACAAAUUUAUUCUACGUGGUGGAAUAUAGAGACCUAUUACUAAGUUUAUUAAAUUUUUAUGAUGAAAUUAAAUUCUCACGGUAAUUUUCAAAAUUUUUUAUAUUUAUUAAAGGCUGUACCUUCUAAUCAAAGUUUCAUAUUAUAGAAUGUACUUAAAGGAUCUUAUUGAAACCAAUCAUGUUUUCAUGAAAUUAUUAGAAGAUCUAGGAAAAAGACAGCGUAAUUUGGUUGUACAGAAAAUAACCAGAGUAAAUAAAAACAAAAAAAGUUCUAAAAGUAUAUCUAUUUAAUAUAUAAACAAUUGCAUGUCUUCUACACAGAGUGAUCACUUCUCGAUAAGAUACUCAUCUUUGAAAGUUGGGAUGGAUCGAACCCUGAUUAAUGACAUCAAACAUAACCCCAACUGAACUUUUACAAUAUUUUUCGAACUUGAACCGAACCAAACUUUGAUAACAUUUUUUUGAACCAAAACAGAACUGAACUUUUAUAUUUUUUAGUCGAACUUGAACUUGAUUUUUUUUCAUUUAGAUAUAAAAUGUAAAUCAACCAUAGUUACAAUUAUUUUUAUUUUUAAGUUGUAUGUACGACAAAAAGUAAUAUAAUAAAAUUUAUAAUAUUCUGUAAAACUUGCAAACUGUAGUAUUUUAUAGAUGUAAAUGAAUGAACAAAUGGAAUAUUGCUGCUUAUAGGUUUUCUAAAUUAAAAAUAAAUUGUUCGCAUUUCAUGAAAAUACUCAUAGUUGAAAUAUAAAAGGUAAAGACAAAAUAGCAACAUAAAUUUGAAUUUGAACUUUAAACUGUCAUAAUCAGUUAGAUUUUGAACAGUAUUAUAUACUAAAUAGUUCAGUUUAAAAUUUUUUCAUUGCAGGUUUAAAUUUCGACCUAUCGCUAUUUGAAAGUAUUAACUUUUUUAGAAUUUUUUUUUUUUUUGAGCAAUUUAUGAAUCAAGCCACUUUAAAAUGUUACAUUUUCAUUAAUUUUUGUCACUCUUUUUUUAGUGAAGAAACCACUACUCAGUUUUAAUUUUUAAAUAGCAACCAAUAUUAAAAACUCAGUAAAUAUAUAAGUUUAAGUUGAAAUCAAUAUUGCUGUUGAAAUUUUUAGUUUCUGUCAACCUGUUGACGUGAUAUUCCACUCUUUUAAAUUUGCCAUUUUGUAUUUAAAAAGAGAGUAGUGGAGCAUUACUCAAACACCAUGCAUUCAUGUGUUACACAAAUGAUGCUUUCUUUCUAUGCUAUCUUAAGAGGACACUACACCCACAUCUACUGUCUCAGUUCAAUUACCGGGCCACAUACAAAAAUAAUGCUUGCAUAGACUAAGUAAAACUAGCUUAAUUUUCAGUUUAGGGUAAAAUUACCUAUUAUAAAAUUUAAAGAGAACAUUAUUUCAGAGGAUUUUUUCAAAUUAUGAACUAUUAAAAAAUUUACAAUUAUUAAAAACUAAAAAAAAAAAAGUAUUUAUGCCUUUUAUAUUGAGUAUAUUUAGAAUAAUACAACCCGGUGAGGUUCUGUCCAAAAUAUUCUCUAUAAAUUUCAUAAUAGGUAUUUUUAUUCUGAAAUAAAAAUUAAGCUUUUUAUUAAAAUAAAUAAAAUAUUUAAAAAAUUAACUAAGUAAUUUUACUUAGUCUGGGUAAGCAUUGUUUAUGCAUAUUGCUCGGUAGUUUGACUGAAACAGUAGUGUGGUUGUGGUGUUCUCUUAAAAGUUUAAUAUUAUAAUUACCCUAAACAGAAAGGUGACAAAAAGUAACAUUAUUGUAAAAUUUAAAGUGGCUUAUUUCAUGAAUUGUCCAAAAUAAAAUUCUAAAAAAAUUCAUACUUCAUCAAAGUAGAUUAAUAUUGAGGAUUGAUCACCUUGUAUCAUAUUAUACUUUUGUUGUAUUUAUUUAUUGAAUUAUAUGUAGAAACUAAAACUGCCAACAAAGUUUCACCAGAAGAUGAUGAUACAGUCUGGACUAAUAUCAGUCCAGAUCUUAAAGAAACUAUUCUGUUCCAUGAACUAGUUGUUGAUUCUAUUAAUGCAAGACCUUAUGAUCCUGUAUCAGAAGUAUCAAUGGAAGAUCAAAAGUAUUUUUUUAAAUUUUUUUUUAUUUUUAACUAAUAUUACAAUUAUUGGGUUUGUUUAGAGUUGAAGCUAUGCAUCGUAUAAAGAUGCAUAUAAAACACAAACGUUUAGAAGAAGCUGUAAAGUUGCUGAGAGCAUCUAGGUAAAAAAAAAACUGGCCUAAAUAAUGUUUAGUAACAAUGCUUAUUUUAAAAUUUUUCUUUUUAUUAGAUGUAUGUUUUUGAAGCACUAAAUCAAAAAUGUUUGAUAAAAUGGUCACUUAUAUACUAUUUAAAGAGUUAUACCUAGAAUGAGAGAGCCAAUACUUGGGCUUAUAUUAAGACCAAAUUAUAUGUUUUUUUUUUCUAACAAUAUUGUUGUCUUUGUCUUUGUUGUAUUCAACUUAUCUCUUUCCCUAUUAAUGGAUCUAUGGGGCCCAACUUAAUGCUUUUAAUUCUAACAAUUGUGGCCCUCAUACACAUCUUUCUGCUAUCCGUUUAUUUUUUUAAGAGUUAAUGUUUAAUACAUAUUGAAAAUGAUCAUGGGUACUAAACUAUAUUUGUUACCAAAAAGGUUAAUUAGUUUAAUCGUAUUCAAAUACAAUUUGUUUUUACUUUUUUAAAGGCUUAGAAAUUUUCAAAAAAAACAAUUUAGUUUUAUUAAUAUUAUCUACUUUUUAGUGUAUAUUACAUUUGAUUACUGAAAUAUGUAUAUGUUUAGAGAAGUUUGGCCUGAAAAUGAUGUUUUUGGGAAACCACGACUAAGUAGUGAUGAAGAAUUAGAUAUUUUGAAAGAGAUAUUCUUUGCUGAUCUUGGAAUACCUAUGACAGGUAUAAUUUAAAAAUAUAAAUAUUUGUAAAUAAUAUAGAACGAAAUUGGUUUGUCAUAAAAAUGUCAUUUGUAAUUUAAGAUGGUGACGAAAACAUGACAGAAUCUAAUAAUCCAAAUGAUAACGAAAAUGAUGCAACUGAUGGUAUAUACAAAUUAUAUUUUAUUUUUUAUACAUUUAAUUAUAUUGUUUAAUAUUUGUAUUAUCAUUAUUAUUAUUAUUAUUAUGUAUAAGCUUUGUUCAUUUCAAAAAGUUAGUAUUUACUAUAUAAUGUAGAAGCCAUUGUUACUAGAUUUUGUGAAUAUUUGUUAAUGUUAAAUAAACUCUUAAUUAGUUACAAAAAUUAAUCUUUAUUCAUUAACCAAUUCAUUAAUUUUUUAAGAUGAAGAAGAUGAAGAAAAUGCUGAUCAAAUAAGAAUAGAAGAAAAUAAUUUUGAAUUUAUAGAUUUUGUUAAAAAGUGAGAUUUAUUUUAAAUAAUUAUUGUUUUAAUAAUUUAUUAAUUGUAAUUUUAAAAGAUUUGCAAAACCCAAAAUUUUACAAGCAUGCUGUCAACUCUUAAAAGAUUUUGAAACCAAUUCUACAUAUACCAAUCAUGUAGUCGUGAAACUUCUCCAUCGUAUUACAUUUGAUUGCAAGUAUAGUGCAUUAAUGUUCCAAGCUUCUGUAUUUCGUAUUUUUCAAAAGAUAUUUUCAUCCAAAAAUCCACAUCAUAAAGUAAUAAAAUUGAUUAGUAAGAAAACUUUUAACUUGAAAUGUAAAUAAUAUUUUAGGAACUCAAACAUUUUGCAAUAUUCAUUAUAAGAAAAUUCACAGACGCUACAAAAAAAAACAAUAAAGUAUUUGUGGAAUUAUUGUUCUGGAAAGAUUUAAAAACAGCUUAUGAAAUUGAGGAAGGAUAUGAUACAAAUCCAAAAGAGGUAUCUACUAAUUGGACAGAGGAACAAGAAGAUGAAUUACAUAGAUUACAUGAAGAAUAUCUACAAAAUAUGCCUGAUGAAGGUAAUAGUAAAUAUUCAAAUCAAAAUAUCUUAAAUAGUAGUAUAAUGUAAAUUAUGUUUAACUUAGAUGAACUUACUUGGAUCUGUAAAAAUUUAAUUAAACAAGACCGUUCAAGAAAAAGUGUUUCUAAAAAACUCAAAUCAAUUGGAAUUAUUUGUAAAAAUGUAAGAAUAUUUUUUUAACAUUUUAUGGAUUUGUAAUUUUGUAAAUCAUGUACUUUUCAGAAACAAAAAAUAGUAAAUAGAGAAUUUUCUGAAGCCGAGAUUGUACAAAUUACACAGUUAUUUCAAGAAUUCAGAGAAACAAACAAUCCAAUAAGCUUUAUUAUGGAAAAAUUGGACGUUUUGCGUCCAAAAAAACUCAUAAUUGAUAAAAUAGUUGAGUUGGGAUUAGUUAGAGAUCGAAAAGAACUUUGGAAGAAAAACUCCAAGAAAGCUAAUAAGUGUAAAUAUUAUUGAUUAUUCUGUUUUCCAAACAAUUAACUAUUAUUAUUAUAGAUGUAACUGAUAAUAGUUCAAGCAAUGAAAGUGAUGAAUCUGACGACGGCAGUGAAAUAGUUUCCACUCACCAUAGUUUAACAUCUGUUUAUGUAUUUAAUGCUAUUAAAAAAGUGAUUGACAAAGAUAUGAAGCCAGCUCUGUUGUGGUUGAUUGAAAGCUUGGAUGAGGCAGCAGAAGAUUUGGAUGUUGAUGAAUCUGAUAUACCUUUAUUACCAUUAACAGAUGAAUGUAUGGCUGCAGUUAAUGAUACCGAUUUUCAAGAUGCAAUGAUAAUAUUAGGCAUCCACAAACCUUCAGGUGUUCAGGUAAUAUAUUUAAAUUUGUAAUAUAUGUCUAACUACAUUAUUCAAACAAUACAAUUUUAUCUGCCUUUAAAACAAAAAACUAACAUAAUUUAUGUUUAAGGAAAUUUAUUGGCGUAUACCAGGUACAUGGCAGGCAAAUGAUAUCCGCCAACGAUCUAUAACUAUAAAAAAUAUAAUAGAAGGAAAUUUUGUGGCUGAUGUAAUUACAACGCGUCAAGUAGAUGACAGUAGUGAUGAAGAAGUAGAAGCAACAUUUGAUAGAAUAAGAAAGUCUCUUAUUCAAAACAAUGUAAAUAACAAUACAGAUGUUGGAAAUAAAACCGUAAAAACAAAAACCCCAUCAGUUUUUCAAGAAUCACACAAUGAAAAAAACACUGGAUUAAAUAAGAAAAUUAGCCUCAAUAAAAGAAAAUUUUUAUUAGAAGAUAGUGAUGAAGAAAACGAAAUUACUCUUAUUAAAAAGAAAGUACCACUCGAGAAUGACAAAGAGGAUAAUAGUGAUUUAGAGAAUAACAUUAUUUCAAUGAAAAAUAAAAGACCAUUAGAUGAUAGUGACGACGAAAAUAUUAUUCAUGAUAAUAUAAGAUCUCAAUUUCAGGAAAAUAGUAUAGAGAAUGAUGAGAUAGAAAGUAAUAUUGUUUUAAUGAAAAAGAAGAAAAUGUUUUUAGAAGAUAGUGACGAAGAAGAUACCAGUCGUGAUGAUAUAGGAUCUCAAGCAAACAAAAUUAGUGUAGAAAAUGAUGAGUUAUUAGGAAAUACAGUUUUAUUGGAUAAGAAAAAAGUAUUGUUAGAGGAGAGUGUUGAAGAUGUUUAUGAUAAUAAUAUGUGUGCUCAAUUAGACAAGGAAUCUGUCGAAGAAAUUGAAAAUGAUAAAAUAAAACCAUCAUUGGAAAACAGUGAUUCAGAUGAGGAAGUUGGUUCAGUUGUAAAAAAAAUCAAACCUUUUUUUAAUGAUGACAGCGACUAAAUGUAUCAAUUAAUAUAUUUUAUUUUCAUAAGUACACAAUAAUAUUGAAAUAAUAACAAUUUUUUAAACAAAUUGUAUGCAAUAUAUAUAAUAUAAUGUAAGCUAUUGUUAAUUACCAAAAUUCCCUAUUGUGUCUGGUG